AUGAAAUCGUCAACUGCGUGUGUGAUUUUGGUCGUGAUUAUCGCACAGUGCGCCAACGGAGAGAGUCAUAAUGGCACUGAAAUUGGAUCCAAUGAACCUCAUCUGCAGCGAUCCAAACGUACGCUUUAUUUUCCCUACGAAACGUGUAUGGGUAUCAUUGCGGCCAUUGCUGUCCCAUUGGCGGUCCCGGAUAGGAAUAUCUUCAUGUCUUACAAUUUCGAAUCCAACUACAACGAUCCAACGCAAUCGAACGUGUUCACCGAGGGAUUCUUCAACUUUAUUAGAGGCGUAGGACUUCCCCUGGAGUCUCCCCUUAUUCAAAUUCAUCGUUCCUUGGAUGGCGACCCGGAAGUGCUCGAGUCCCCUACCACCGAGCAAAUCGAAAGCGAGUCGCAAAAGCUGCCUUCGGAAAAUCUACUUGCUGCUCUAGCACACUACUCUCAAGGCUACACGCGCAAGAAGGCCUACCGGGCAAUUGAGAGUCAUUUGAUUAGGAGCGGCUUUGACGGGAAAAAGUGUCUUCUGAGAGCGAUUUGCGAAGCAUCGGAAACUCCAAUGACUGAGAAUAAUGGAGUGCUCGGUGAUAUUGUGCACAUCAUUCUGAGCCCAUCGACAUCGGAAAACGAAGGUCUUCCGCCGGAGUUCUACAAAGCGGAAAAACUCGGGCAGGAAGGUCGAUGCCAAAAGUAUCGCAAGCACUGCCAAAAGAGCCCCCUAGAUGUGAUAAGUUUCAUGCUGUAG
Messenger RNA from Ochlerotatus camptorhynchus, 741 nucleotides. RefSeq lists its product as uncharacterized. The transcript is spliced from 5 exons. Bases 1 to 741 code for a protein of 246 amino acids. The record is from RefSeq and is a predicted model, not a curated record. NCBI's taxonomy places the organism in Eukaryota, Metazoa, Arthropoda, Insecta, Diptera, Culicidae.